UCAAGAUGGCGGCGCCCACAUAUCAAACAGCACGGAGAAAGGACUGUUUAUAAACCAAACUGUUUCCUUUAGAAAACGAUUUGAAAGCUAAUAUAACGUGUAGUCGAUAUGUAAGAAGUCUUUACAGUAAAUCGCUUGUAGCAUUAUUUUUUUUUUGGAAUUUAUCGUCGAAAUAGAGGUUUGAAAUUAUAGAUGUUUGAAAUGUUCACGUGCCCUCGUAUGUUUUAAAGCUGGUGGUUGAUCAGAUCGAAGUGUAAACAACAUACGCGCGUUAUAUUUCCUCGCUUUAGUGUAGGGAAUAGCCUAUCCGAACAUUUUGGCAGGCAUGAGAUGUGGCAAAGCACUCCAGCUCACCCUUGCGGUCAUAAAACCAGAUGCCGUGGCUCAUCCUCUCAUUCUGGAGGCUCUUCAUCAGAAGAUUGUAGAAAACUUUAUUAUUAUCAGAAAGAAAGAUCUGAUGUGGAGAAGAAAAGAUUCAGAAAAGUUUUACGCUGAACAUGCAGGGCGAUUUUUCUACCAAAGAUUGGUUGAAUUCAUGUCAAGUGGCCCAAUGAGAGCUUACAUCUUAGCCAGGGAGGAUGCUAUCACUCACUGGAGAGCGAUGAUGGGCCCAACAAAAGUGUUUAGAGCCCGUUUUACUUCACCAGAGAGCCUUCGGGGCCAGUACGGACUGACUGACACCAGAAACACCACCCAUGGUUCAGAUUCUGUUGAAUCAGCCAGGAGAGAGAUAGCUUUUUUCUUCCCAGAGUUCCUUGCAGAUGAGUGGAUGAAGAGGAAGGAGCCAAGCUUUAGGUUGGGACCCAUUGAAUACAAUGAGCAGAGACAAAUUCAUACUCUAAAAGAAACAGGACUAUGAUUAUAGAUCUCCUCCAAUGCUGCAUUACCAGUACAGUGACUUUGCUUUCACAGGUUGUUACCUUUAUGUUGCACUGUAUUUAUUUGUUUUGAUGUCAUGCUCUUUCUUCAUUACUAUGUAACUCCCUUGUGCUUACACAAGACUACACAUUGCGUAUUCUGCACCUGUGCCAAGAACAAGACUGUGUUCAUUAGUUAACUAUGUGCUUCAUGCAAUAUAUGUUUACACUAUGUGU
Molecule: messenger RNA, 1094 nt
Organism: Paramisgurnus dabryanus
Lineage: Eukaryota; Metazoa; Chordata; Actinopteri; Cypriniformes; Cobitidae
Gene: nme6
Product: NME/NM23 nucleoside diphosphate kinase 6
Biological process (GO): negative regulation of cell growth; negative regulation of mitotic nuclear division; CTP biosynthetic process
Cellular component (GO): mitochondrion
Molecular function (GO): nucleoside diphosphate kinase activity
Source: RefSeq, a predicted model, not a curated record